Molecule: messenger RNA, 2334 nt
Organism: Penicillium macrosclerotiorum
Lineage: Eukaryota; Fungi; Ascomycota; Eurotiomycetes; Eurotiales; Aspergillaceae
Product: COPI-interacting protein CEX1
Exons: 9
Coding region: 1-2334 (777 amino acids)
Biological process (GO): tRNA export from nucleus; protein phosphorylation
Cellular component (GO): cytoplasm
Molecular function (GO): protein kinase activity; ATP binding
Source: RefSeq, a predicted model, not a curated record
AUGGAUUUUCUGAAAUCGGCCGUCGCGUCCGCAAUCGCGAAGGGGAGUUCGCAGCCCUUUUCACUAGGCGACCGAGUCGACAUUGGCGAUUCCAUCUGGACCCUUCAUAACGGCACGAAACGGGAUGACGGGUCGGCCUGCAGUGUUUUCACCUUCGAUAUCGCGGCGAACAAGUCGCGAUUACCACUUGCCAAAAAUGCGGUGCGCAAGUCGAGAACACUGAGGCAUCCCGGUGUGAUCAAGGUGCUGGACACGAUUGAGACCGAGUCCAACCUCUACAUUGUGACCGAGCGAGUGGUUCCAUUGCAGUGGCAUGUUCGGCGGCGGAGUCUGAGCGAGGAGACUGCCAAAUGGGGUCUAUAUACUGUGUCGUCAACUCUAAAGUUCGUCAACGAAGACGCAUCCUCUGUUCAUGGUGCUGUGCGCGCCUCGUCUGUCUAUACGAGUGAAAGCGGCGAGUGGAAGCUUGGAGGAUUCGAUAUCUUGAGCUCGAUGAAAGAAGACGAUGCGAUAAUUUAUACAUAUGGAAGCUUGGUCCCGGACGCGGCUCGGUUCACGCCUCCAGAGGUUGUCAAAAGUGGCUGGGAUGUCAUCAAGCGCCAUCCUUUGGCCGCCGUGGAUGCCUAUGGUCUCGGUGUCUUGAUCAUCGAGGUCUUCAACGGCCAAUUCCUCGGUGGCGACCAAGUUGGCAAGACUGCAAAUAUUCCUCCAAGCAUGCAGCAGAGCUACAAACGCCUCUGCACCGCGAAUCCGAAGCUGCGUCUGAGUCCCGCUCACUUUGUGGAGCAGGGCAAGAAGCAUGGCGGGUUCUUCCAGACACCGUUGAUCCGAUUAACAGAGGAUAUAGACAGCCUGGGGCUGAAAAGUGACGCCGAGCGUGAAAUGUUUAUUAACGAACUUGAUGAUCUAUCCGAUGAUUUUCCAGAGGACUUUUUCAAAAUGAAAGUCCUCCCCGAACUGCUCAAAUCAGUCGAGUUUGGCGGUGGUGGGCCGAAAGUGCUUGGUGCGACAUUGAAGAUCGGUGCAAAGCUGUCUGCUGACGAGUUCAAUGCCAAGCUAACACCGGUCAUUGUGCGCCUCUUUGGCAACCCUGAUCGAGCACUGCGUGUGUGUCUAUUGGACAAUUUGCCUCAUAUGAUUGAUAAUCUUUCCCAGAAGGUUGUCAAUGAUAAGAUCUUCCCUCAGAUGACUUCUGGUUUCACCGACGUCGCUCCUGUGGUCCGUGAGCAGACCGUCAAGGCCGUCCUGUCAGUUAUCAACAAGCUGAGUGACCGAGUUGUGAAUGGGGAGCUACUCAGAUUCUUGGCACGGACAGCUAAUGAUGAGCAACCUGGUAUCCGUACCAACACCACAAUCUGUCUGGGUCGAAUUGCGAAAAAUUUGGGCCAAAGUACGCGGUCCAAGGUACUUAUUGCUGCCUUUACCAGAUCCAUUAGAGAUCCCUUUGUUCAUGCCCGAAAUGCUGGCCUACUCGCCUUGUCUGCCACAAUUGAUGUCUUCACUGAAGAUGAUUGUGCUUCUAAAAUUUUGCCCGCCAUUUGUCCCGCUCUUCUAGAUAAAGAGAAGCUUGUCCGCGAUCAAGCCAAUAAAACGCUCGAUCUCUAUCUCCAGCGAGUACGAAAGUUUAGCAGCACCAUGGCGGACACGGUGCUGCCACCCCCCACAGCCUCCACUCCAGAGCCCACCAAAGCCGACGCCCGAAUCGGUACUUCGAAUGACAAGUCUUGGGCUGGUUGGGCAAUCUCCUCUUUCACGAACAAGCUGGCCGCCGCAGACGGCGAAAUAGAGCCCACCCCCAGUGUCAGCAAGCCCGCUGAUGAUAUCACCCGCCCUGCUUCAGUUCCUCACCCUGCCAACUCAUCCCCUUCUGCUCAGCUGGAGCUUCCAAAACAAAACGCUCGUAACGCCGCACACCCACUGUCUCGCUCUCAAUCUGACCAGCCCGCCCCUAUUGUCCAAGAUGAAUGGCACGAUGCCGAGGAAGGAGACGAUGUUUUUGACGCCUGGGGCGCCAUGGACGACGAGGAGGAUGACAAGAGCGUCGACCCCUUUACCGCAGCCGUAGCCUCUCCCAGGUUGCAAUCUCCUGGUCCGGCUUCCAGCAAAGCUCCCGCGGUCCCGUAUGACGAUGGAGGCGAGCCGGACUUUGCUGGCUGGCUCGCAGCGAAAAACCAAGCCAAAACGAAGAACCCCCUGCCUAAAGGCUUGACCAAAACAGCUUCUGCUGCGAAACCGGCUGCUACUAAGCCGCGAAAUGUGGUCCCGGUGAAGAAGAUCGAUACCAAGCCAAAGGACGAGGAUGAAGAUGAUGGGUGGGGAGAUGCUUGGGAUUAA